This is a messenger RNA of Balaenoptera acutorostrata (minke whale), 1824 nucleotides long. RefSeq names its product protein FAM193B-like. Gene Ontology annotation, molecular function: odorant binding; small molecule binding. The transcript has 7 exons. The record is from RefSeq and is a predicted model, not a curated record. The coding region runs from base 28 to 1824 and encodes 598 amino acids. Lineage: Eukaryota; Metazoa; Chordata; Mammalia; Artiodactyla; Balaenopteridae.
GCCAUCCCUCAGCCCCCCCGACUCGCCAUGAACCUCCUGCUGCUGGCUGUGGGGCUGACCCUGCUCCGCUGCCCCCAGGCCCUGCACUGGGGGCCCCAGGACCCCAACUUCAACGAGACUCUGGUCAGCGGCGAAUGGUUCUUGGCAGGGCUGGCCUCCAACCAACCCAAACUCCUGAGGGAGGACGAGGACGCACGGCUGCUCAUUCACCGCAUCCAGGUGACCCCCAGGGCCCUGCAGCUCCACCUGCGCAGGAAGGUAAAUGGUGCAUGUGUCCCGAUUACGAUGACGGCGAAUAAAACGAAAAGGAAAUUUCAGUACCUGCUGGAGAGUAAGUAUAGACCCGCCAUCCUCCAGCCCCAUCCGCCCGGCCCCGCUCCCCCUCCAGUUCGGGGCCGAGCGUGGCCAGGAGCCCAGCUGCCAGGACGCCCACCUCGAGACGGCGUCCCUGGGCUGGGCGCGGCACCCCCCUGGCACCGGCAGCAGUGGCGGGCACGCGUGGGCGGAGGCUUCCGGGAAGGGCCCGAGGCCCACACCCGGUCCUGCCCAGCCCGGGGCCCGGCCAGUCCUCAGGAGCGAGUCAUCAGGCCCUGUGACGGGACCAGAGGGAUCCCAGGGUCUGGUUCUUGCCCGCCUCCCACCCUGACCCCCGGGGUCACAGAUGCCGCCCAGAACAGGGUCUUCCUGGGAAAAGCGGACCCCAAGAGCUACAUCAUCCUCUGCAACCACCGCGAGAAACGUGAGGAGGUGGUGGCAGUGAGCCUCCUCAGCCGGACACCUGAGGCAAGCCCGGACGCCCUGCUCAUGUUUACCGACUACUGCAGAAACCACGGGAUCCACACGACCAAAAUCAUCAACGUGACCAGAACUGGGGUGUCUCCCAGGCACCGAAGGACCGGAAGAUCUCGGUUAACCCAAGGAGCCCUUCAGCUGCCCCACCCGCUAGGAGCAGCCUCCGCCCUCCUGGAGGCCUGUCCUGCUGCGUCCAAUAAACGAUUGCCCCGGACCCAGUGUGCUCUGGGGGGCCUCAGCCCGAACACAAGCCUGGCCAGUGCCAGCAUGGUGACCGGGAGCUGCCCAGUGACAACGGGGGAUGGGGACCCUCCCGGCGACACCAAGCUGGCCUUGGAGAAGCUGCUAGGGGUUCACCGGGACGCCGUUCAGAGCGCAAAGCUGGGAGUGGCUGAGGCCCUGGGGGCGGACACGGUGGCUGGGCAGGCAGCAGAGGACGUGUCUUACCCUCCUCGAGCCGCCACAGCCUGGGCUGUACCCCUGGCCACUGCCGCCCCAGGCCAGGGGGCUCUCUCCGGCGGCCAAGAGUUCCCCGAAGCCAUGUCUUGGGCCAGGCUCGGCCGUGUAGCACCAAGGCUUGCAUCGGCCCAGGACGAGGGGGAGGGGGCUGCAGGGUCCCUCAGUCAGAGAAAGGGACCGCCCACCUCCACAGCUGGGACCAGGCCACACCCCAGCACCCAGGCAGCGCUGCCCCCGCCCUCUCUGCCUGCCCUCGCCCUGGCUCCCCCAGGCGCCCCGCCCCCUCCACCCGAAGCCCGUGUCCCGACCCACGUCCGCUCCCCUUGCCUCCUGCACGCCCUCAUCCUCGGGCAGCACCCACCCCCGGUCCACCCCACGGACGGCCUGGGUCCCAGUGGUCCGGGUCAUGGUCUGCGGGUCUCCUCGCUCACUCCCACUUCCCUUCAGCACAAGCCACUCUCACCCCUGAGCCACCGGCCCCCGCCCCCCUACUCUGGGAAAGGCCUAGCACCCCUUGCCUCCAGCUCCGAUUCCACCCCCAGCACACUGGGGUGUGGGGGGCAUUUAGGAUAA